This is a messenger RNA of Acanthisitta chloris (rifleman), 3442 nucleotides long. It is a transcript of the gene BOC, whose product is annotated as BOC cell adhesion associated, oncogene regulated. NCBI's taxonomy places the organism in Eukaryota, Metazoa, Chordata, Aves, Passeriformes, Acanthisittidae. The transcript is spliced from 18 exons. Gene Ontology annotation, cellular component: axon; plasma membrane. Gene Ontology annotation, molecular function: protein binding. Gene Ontology annotation, biological process: cell-cell adhesion; nervous system development; axon guidance. Bases 78 to 3410 code for a protein of 1110 amino acids. The record is from RefSeq and is a predicted model, not a curated record.
GCUGCCGCACAUCCGCUGCAUCCCCUGAGGCAGCUUAUGGGACCCUUCCCUGGGCGCCCCAGGUCACACUGCAUGGGAUGGCAAUGACACGUGGAAAGAAGAGGCCCAUGUCCCCCAUCCCUUGCCUCAUGCUUGCAGCUGCUAGCUGCUUUGCCAAACUAAGUGAAUCUCUGCAGGUCACAGUGCAGCCUGCUUCCAUUGUCCAAAAACUCGGGGGACCAGUCAGCCUGGGGUGUGUGGUGGAUCCCCCCAGAGUGAACCUCACCUGGAGACUGAAUGGGAGGGAGCUGGCUGGAUCAGAUGAGGUGCUGGGUAUCCACGUGGAGCGAGGGAAACUGGUCAUCACGGCUCUCAACAACCACACUGUGGGCCGAUACCAGUGCAUCGCCCGUGUGCCUGAAGGAGUCAUUGCCAGUGUCCCUGCAGUGGUCACCUUAGCUAAUCUCAAAGAUUUCAAGUUCGAUGGCCAGCACGUGAUCGAGGUGGAUGAGGGGAACACGGCCGUGAUCGCCUGUGACCUGCCUGAAAGUCACCCCAAGGCUCAGGUCCGCUACAGUGUGAAGCAGGAGUGGCUAGAGGCCUCCAGAGACAAUUACCUUAUUAUGCCAUCUGGGAACCUUCAGAUUGUCAAUGCCAGCCAAGAGGAUGAGGGGACUUAUAAAUGUGCUGCCUACAACCCUGUGACGCAGGAGGUGAAAACGUCGGUCUCCAGUGAAAGGCUUCGUGUGAGACGCUCCACAGCAGAGGCAGCCCGGAUAAUCUACCCCCCUGAAGCUCAGACCAUUAUUGUCACCAAGGGCCAAAGCCUCAUCCUGGAGUGUGUGGCCAGUGGGAUUCCCCCACCGCGGGUCACCUGGGCCAAAGAUGGCUCUGGUGUCUCUGCGUACAACAAGACGCGCUUCCUGCUCAGCAACCUCCUGAUCGACCCCACGAGUGAGGAGGACUCGGGCACCUACAGCUGCACAGCUGACAAUGGGGUUGGGGAGGCUGGAGCUGCAUUCAUCUUCUACAAUGUGCAGGUGUUUGAACCCCCAGAGGUCACGAUGGAGCUGUCCCAGCAGAUCAUUCCUUGGGGCCAGAGUGCCAAGUUCACCUGCGAGGUGCGAGGGAACCCCCAGCCCUCCGUCAUGUGGCUGCGCAACGCCGUGCCCCUCGCUGCCAGCCACCGGCUCCGGCUGUCCCGCCGGGCAAUGCGGCUGGUCAGUGUGGGGCCUGAGGAUGAUGGUAUAUACCAAUGCAUGGCAGAGAAUGAGGUUGGCAGUGCACAAGCCAUGGUGCAACUGAGGACAGCCCGGCCAGGAGCUACACUCAACCCUGGGAGAGAGACCCACCUGGGCUCGGCUCAGCCUCCAACACCACCUUCUAGGGACAGUGCCUUAAAGCUGCCUCUGGAUAAAGCUGGACUGCCAAAGCCUGGGACAACCCCACUGGCAGUGUCUCCACAGUGUGCAGCCAACAGGGAGCUGGUGACUCCAGCUGAGGCUCCCAUCAUCCUCAGUUCUCCCCGGACAUCCAAGACGGACAGUUACGAUCUGGUGUGGAGACCCCGACCGGACAGCAGAGCCCCCAUCCUCUAUUAUGUGGUGAAGCAUCGCAAGCAGGUCACCAAUGCCUCGGACAGCUGGGCAGUGAGGGACGUCCCAGCCUCGCAGCACCGCCUGACCCUCACCAGGCUGGACCCUGGGAGCCUUCCGGGGAGCCUCUACGAGGUGGAGAUGGCUGCUCACAACUGUGCCGGCGAGGGACAGACAGCCAUGGUGACCUUCCGGACUGGUCGUCGCCCAAAACCCGAGAUUGUUGCCAGCAAAGAGCAGCAAAUCCAGAGGGAUGACCCGGGCACGAGCACUCAGAGCAGCAACCAGUCCGACAACAGCCGUCUGUCCCCUCCAGAGGCACCAGACCGUCCAACCAUCUCCAUGGCAUCAGAGACAUCUGUGUAUGUGACCUGGAUUCCCCGUGGGAACGGUGGGUUCCCCAUCCAGUCUUUCCGUGUGGAAUAUAAGAAAUUGAAGAAGUUGGGAGACUGGGUCCUGGCCACCAGUGACAUUCCUCCCUCUCGCCUCUCUGUGGAAAUCCCAGGCCUGGAGAAAGGCACAUCCUAUAAAUUCCGUGUCCGGGCACUAAACAUCCUGGGAGAGAGCGAGCCCAGUGCGGCAUCUCGGCCAUACGUGGUGUCUGGGUACAGCAACCGCGUCUAUGAGCGCCCCGUGGCCGGGCCAUACAUCACCUUCACAGAUGCCAUCAACGAGACCACCAUCAUGCUGAAGUGGAUGUAUAUCCCAGCUAGCAACAACAACACUCCCAUCCAUGGAUUUUACAUCUACUACCGCCCCACUGACAGUGACAAUGACAGCGACUACAAGAAGGACGUGGUGGAAGGAGAUCGGUACUGGCACUCCAUCAGCCACCUGCAGCCAGAGACCUCAUAUGACAUUAAGAUGCAAUGCUUCAACGAGGGUGGUGAAAGCGAGUUCAGCAACGUGAUGAUCUGUGAAACCAAAGCUCGGAAGUCUCUUGGUCUGCCAGGUCGUCUUCCACCCUCCACAGUGCCCCCCCAGCAGCAUCCCCCACUCAGUGGUGGGCACAGUGGCCUGGGCACAGGAGCCAUGGUGGCCCGUUCCAGCGACUUGCCAUACUUGAUUGUAGGCGUUGUGCUGGGUUCUAUCGUACUCCUCAUCGUGGCUUUCAUCCCCUUUUGCCUUUGGAGAGCCUGGUCCAAGCAGAAGCAAACCAUUGACAUGGGCUUCCCAGGAGCUGGGCUGCUGGUAUCGUCCUGCCAGUACACCAUGGUGCCUCUGAGGGGCAUCUCUGCUCCUCGUGCCAAUGGACAUCCUUAUGUUAAUGGGCAGCCCUACACCAACAGGGCACAUCUGAAUGGCAUCUGCCCCUCCACAGGAGUGGGGUAUGCAAGCACCAAGCCCAGAGAUUACAGCCCGGAUGAAGUGCCAACGUCGCACGAGGAGACCAACGCCUUGCUGCAGGCAAGAGUGCUGCAAAAUGGGAAUGCACACCAAGACUACCAGCCCUCCAGAUUGCCCAGCUCAAGAACAGAAGACAGCUCUUUCCUCUACAGUCUCCCAGAUGACUCCACUCACCAGCUUCUUCAGCCACAAGAUGACUGUCCUCACCUUCAAGAGCACUUUGUUGGCCUCCAUCAUCCAGUGAUGGGCAGCAAAGCGGGAGGUCCUAGCCUGGAUGCUCGACGGGAUCCCCUGUUCCACCAAGGAAGCCCUUGCUGCCUAGGCCUGGUGCCAGUUGAGGAGGUAGAAAGACUAGAUUGCUGCCGGUCCAGAGGAGAUCUUCAUCCCCAGAAUCCAGUGAUCACAUCUUUGGGUCAGGACCUACCAAGACAUCUGAACAGCAGCCCACCACCACUGAGGCCCUUAGAGACUCAUCCUCCCACCAGCUAGGGACCAAGCUGCCUUUUGCAAAAGACUUAUUC